CACUGGCAAAUAAACAGUGAAUUGAUUCGGAACAACUAUAUUUCCGUAAUUUGAUAUAUUUUUGAGGCAAUUUUGUAGGCGCAAGGGAACAAAUCCACUUAGCAACGUUGGUGUCUACUUGACCUACUUUUAGGGGUCAGCCUAGUUGGUUUAGUUGAAUCAAGUAUAGGGAUGUUUUAAAUUAAGAAGUUUCAACAAACUUUUUGUUUUAAGAAAUAUAUAUUGAAAUAAUCAUUUAAAAUAAUCUAAAUUAUAUAAAAGUUAUAAUUUUCUUAUUUGUUGCUGGAUAUGUGGUGUUUACUGUUCAAGAUGAAAUACUAAAAACACCUUGGAUAUUUCAAUUUCCCUGCGUAUAAAUAUGGAAAGGUCGCCAUAGACAUUAUUUCUCUUCCGGGUCAGAAGCGGGAAUUUUCAACGCGCGUUGUGUCAUUUCCUCGGUGUUUGUGCGGUCUCUUUUGCCACCGUCAUUACUGUUUAUGCAGAUUUGUUUCAUCUUGACUGAUGGCUCACCAGCCUCCACGCCCUCCAGAUCCGCUGUUUGUUCUCCGAGGUUCCAAGGACGCAGUCAACUGUGUCAAAUUCUAUCCAUCAACCCAUACUGAGAAAGGAAGACUUCUAUCAGGGAGUGGGUGUGGGGAGGUGAGAGUUUGGAAUCUGGAAAGCAGGAGAACAGAGACCGUUCUCGAUGGUCAUGACGGCAAGAGUGUACUGUGGGUUCAACCCAUCAGCAACGGCCAAAUAAUCAGCCAGGGUCGGGAUGGCAACAUUCUUACUUGGGACAUCGGUGAAGGCAGACGUGAUGUCACAACACGGUUGCCAAGCAACGCACUGACAUUCUGCAAAUGUGACAUCUGUAACCAAGGGAGCCCUCUUGUGGCAGCUCCUGGCCAGGACUCAGAGGUUUGCAUCAUUGACCUAAAGAGCGAGACGGUUAUCUGUGGUUUGAAAGCUGACAAAGAUAUCAAGAAAUUUGGGAUGCCCAUGUGCGUAAAAUUCAUUGAUGAAUCGAGGCUGCUGAUUGGCUACGAGGCCGGCCAAGUUGCAUUGUGGGAUACCAGUGCUCGGACGAUGCUUGAUAACAAACAACUCCAUAGUGAGGCAGUAAUGUGCCUGGACUAUUCCACUUCAUCCAAGAGGGGUGUGUCAGGAUCUGCUGAUGAUAAACUCAUGUGUUGGACAGUCAGUGAGGCGGGGCUAACAUUAUCAGCAGAGAGUACUCUCACCAAUCCAGGAAUAUCCGAUGUAUGCAUCAGACAAGAUGACAAGAUAGUAGCAUCGGCAGGCUGGGAUUCCAGGAUACGUCUCUUUGGUUGGAAGAAGUUAAAACCUCUUGCUGUUCUGAGCUACCACCGCCAAACCAUCCACACCGUAGACUUCUCACCCCCACUUCAGGAAUUUGACUCCGCCCAGAUUUUAGCGGCAGGCUCAAAGGACAAACACAUAAGUCUCUGGUCCGUCUACAAUCCAAGCUGACCAUGGAUCAUAAUGAAUGACUCUUCUUUCCAUAUCAAACUUGCUAAGGGCAGAAACACACCAACCGCCAAAAAAUUAUUGGCUUACCCUAAAAAAACAGGUUACCAGACAAAAUGUACUAUACCGCUGAUAUGGCUUAUGACUGGUCUGCCGCUAAUAUUUGUCAAGCACAAAAAAAUUGAUGGAGCGGUAUUUUCUUACCAUUUGUACUGGUUUAAUGCAUAUGUACAUCGUGUGAAUGGGUUCUGGGAAAACAAAAAUCCUAUUAUUCUGAGUUCCCUUUAGUUGGCCCUGUUUUUUUAUGAUCUUCUCCAGUUGAGAUACACUAAUAAGUAACACAAAUGAGGUUUUAAAUUCUUCUCACACUGUGAAUUUGUUUUGGAAAGGGUAUAGUUUUAACAGCAAGUAUAACAACUGUGGAAUUAUAGAAAUUAUAAUGAGGCAGAAAUUGUUAAUUCAAUUAAUAAAUAUCCAAAUAUCCAACAACGUUGGAUUUACGCCAA
Molecule: messenger RNA, 1976 nt
Organism: Patiria miniata (bat star)
Lineage: Eukaryota; Metazoa; Echinodermata; Asteroidea; Valvatida; Asterinidae
Gene: gnb1l
Product: guanine nucleotide-binding protein subunit beta-like protein 1
Exons: 9
Coding region: 502-1473 (323 amino acids)
Molecular function (GO): protein binding
Source: RefSeq, a predicted model, not a curated record